Molecule: messenger RNA, 699 nt
Organism: Theileria parva strain Muguga
Lineage: Eukaryota; Apicomplexa; Aconoidasida; Piroplasmida; Theileriidae
Exons: 1
Coding region: 1-564 (187 amino acids)
Molecular function (GO): metal ion binding
Source: RefSeq, a predicted model, not a curated record
AUGACCGCUUCAAUUCCUAUAUCAUCUUCUUUUGACCCUGAUAGACACGAGCCGUUUUUGUGUCAUAAGUUUAAGAGGCGGUGCCCAAUUAACUACUUUUACAUUCCCAUCGAGUGCCCGUUUAUGUUGCAAUGUGCCGACGGACGUUGUCCUCUAUCUCACACGGUAUUUGAGGUUAUUUUCCACCCCAUUUUACAUAAAACGAAGAAGUGUAGUUUGGCGGUUAAGAACAAAUGUAAGUUCGAGAAGAAGUGUGCCUUCUACCACGGUGAAAAUGACCGACUUGGCGCUUACCUAUCAUGGCUGGUUUGGGAGAAAAACUGGGAAAUGAACUCCCAGAAUACAAGACAAAUGCUUCAAAAGUUUGGUUUGUCGAGUAAAAUUAUAUCCAAAGUUAUCCUGAUGAUUAACACGAGGAUUUGUCAAAAAUCAUCCCUAUCACUUUAUCCAGAGAUGACUGACUAUAUUAAGGUUCUUGAGGAUGAAUUAAAUGAUUUGAUAUCUACUUGCCAAACUAGUUUAGAUAAACAGAACAAGCCAGGAUUUCAAUCUGUUGCAACUUAAUGGGAUUUAAAAUGAGGAUUUUCCACCUGAGAACGAUUUUAAAUUAAUUUAAAUUCUCCAAAUGAUUUUUAAAAGGAGAAUUGAGAGUUAAUUUAAAUUUUGUAUUAACUUAAUAUUUUAAGUUAGUGAUACAAA